Nelumbo nucifera (sacred lotus) is the source of this 1049-nucleotide messenger RNA. RefSeq names its product CASP-like protein 1C2. The record is from RefSeq and is a predicted model, not a curated record. Lineage: Eukaryota; Viridiplantae; Streptophyta; Magnoliopsida; Proteales; Nelumbonaceae.
CACCACAAUCGUAUUAAUUACAACUUGCAGUCUUCAAUUCUCUCUCCCAAAUCCCAAUUAACCCCUGGAUAUUCACCAUCUUUCCUUCCCAAAUCAACUCGCAUUUAAGCAAACGUAGCUAUAUAUCUAUCCAUGGGAAAGAACAGAAAGACCGUCCUCUAUGCUCUGAGGUUCAUAGCCUUUGCUGGCACACUUUCAGCGGUCAUUGUCAUGGUGACAAGUAAGGAGGAAAAUUACUUUUACGGUGUAGAAUUGGAAGCAAAGUACACCCAUUCUCCCGCCUUAACAUACUUUGUCAUUGCGAAUUCAAUCGGAGCCGUUUACGGAUUUCUGCUUCUCUUUCUUCCACCAGCCAGUAUGCUCUGGCGUUUCGUGGUGGCCGUCGAUGUGGUCGUCGUACUGUUGCUGUCUUCCAGCUUCUCGGCAGCCAUGGCGAUAGCUUAUGUGGGGAAGGAAGGGAACUAUUACGCAGGUUGGCUACCGGUCUGCGACCAAAUCUCCGACUUCUGUCACCAUGUAACAGGAGCUCUGACUGCUGCCUUCGUUGCUCUUGUCAUCUACACGGUGCUCCUCCUCCAUUCCAUCCACACUGUUCUGAAUCCUCUUCUUGUGUGAAAGCUUGGAUAAGCCCUCUGAUGUUUUAAUUUUCUGGUCCCGCAUUUAGGAGUUGCUCUGUACUUUGUUAUAAUGUACGUACGACUGUUGUGAGAAUUUACAUUUAUCAAAAUCGUAACGACUUUUGCUGCGACGUGGCUAAACAAUUGUUUGCUAACGCAAUAGCCUCUGGACCCACAGUGAGAGGUUGGAUGAUUAUCAUUUAUGAGUCUCAUAUCAUAUAUUUUAGGGAAAAUGACGGUUCAGUGCAGAAUUCUGAAUUCCACUGCAUGUCAAAUAUCUCCACCCUAUGUAUCAAUAUUCGCUCGUCAAUGGGUAUUAAUUCAGAACUGGCACCUAUCUCAAUUGUAUCUUGGAAUUAUUGUCCUUAUGCAUCAAUGCCCAUUUAUAAAGUCAUUCUCCUUAAAAUAUAGGGAAAUAUAUAUUUUAUGACU